AUGGUGCCACCAAAAAAGAGUGUCAAGAUGGAUCUGAACUCGUUCCUGAACGAUGAGUCGUUCGGUGAAUCGUGGGCUGAAGAAGAAGUUGACUUAGAGAAGAUUAACAUUCCUAUCCAAUCAGGGAGACCUAGCGCUCUGUCCCCAAUGGAGAACUUUGGCGGAGGUGGCAAAGGCUCUCGCUUGGACCCUGCCUUGGCCCCAGAGAGGUCAGAGCGCGUACAGUACGACAUUCCAAACCAUCCUCCUUAUAGAGCUGUGAUCAAUAACUUGCCAUGGGAUGUUUUGGAAGAUGGUAUUAAAGCUUGGUUUGAAGAUGGUUUGAACAGACCUGGCGCGGUCGAAGACGUCGCCGCGCCCAGAGACUACAAUGAACCUACUAGACUUAAAGGUUUUGCAUUUGUUACCCUGUGCGACCGUGAUGCUUUAGAAGCGUCUCUUAAGUUCAACGCCACUAAGCUCAAUGAGCGUAUGGUUUACGUUUCUGUUGCUGCUCCUCAAAGAGGUGGCUUCAGGGGUGGUGACAGAAUGGGCGGCUUCGACGACAUUGAUUGGAGCGGCGCCAGAGGCUCUGCCUUCCAGGGCUCUAGAAGGGAGGAGCCUGACCUGGACUGGGGUGUUGCCAGAGGCUCUGGCUUCCAUCCUUCCGCUGACAGAGGUCCAAGAAGAGAAGAUAUUGAUAUCGACUGGAGUUCUGCAAGAGGCUCUAGCUUCCAGGAAAGAAAGCCAAGAAGAGAAGAACCAGACCUCGACUGGAAUGCCGUUAGAGGCUCGGGCUUUCAUCCCUCUGCUGAGAGAAAACCAAGAAGAGAGGAGCCAGAUUUGGACUGGGGCGCUGUAAGAGGCUCCAACUUCACUCAGAAGCCAUCGAGACCUGAAAGAAGACCCAAAGAUGAGCCCGAGCUUGACUGGGGCGGAGCCAGAGGUUCUAGAUUUGGUCAACGCUCGAACUCUAGAAAGACUACACAACAAAAGACUGCUAAGUCAUCAGCAGCUGCAGAGGAUACUCCAAAGAUCCAGAAGUCCGCUUUUGAUGUGCUUUCGACAGAAGACGACGACGAACAAACGGCAGAAUCCGAGUCGGUUCCAAAAACGAAACAAGACGAUGUUGCCACCCUUGAGGAAUCCACAUCAAAGCUUACUGUCAAAGAUGACGAUGAGGAAUGGGAAACUGUGGGCAAGAAAUAG
This is a messenger RNA of Lachancea thermotolerans CBS 6340, 1188 nucleotides long. It is a transcript of the gene TIF3, whose product is annotated as Tif3p. The record is from RefSeq and is a predicted model, not a curated record. The transcript has a single exon. The coding region runs from base 1 to 1188 and encodes 395 amino acids. Gene Ontology annotation, molecular function: RNA binding. Lineage: Eukaryota; Fungi; Ascomycota; Saccharomycetes; Saccharomycetales; Saccharomycetaceae.